AUGUGUAGGUCGGUUUCAAAUAUGCUUGAUAGAAUCUCCGGACUUUCGAAGGAUGCCUCCCCAAACAGCACAACAACCAUUCAAGAAAUCAUCACUCUUGAGAAAUGCCUGACAUCGAAAGUGAGUGCCUUAUUCUUGAUUUGCAAAAUGCUUAAAAUUCCAGCUUGCCCGGUCUGUGAUGUUCCGUGCCGCAUUGAACCCCACUUCGGUGGGAUCGCGUGCGCCGCCUGUGCUGCAUUCUUCCGACGUACUGUCUCGCUGAAUAUUGGAUACAUGUGCAAACGGGAGAAGCUUUGCCGGAAGGCGAGGAAGAGCUGCAGGGCGUGCAGGUUCGAACGAUGUGUGAAGAGCGCUGGACUACAACGAGAUUAUGUAAGACAAUUACUCACCCCGAGGAAUACUCCACUAUACAUUUUGAAUAGACAGGAUAAUACCGGCGGUGAGAUUGUUAGAGCUUUUGCCUCUCCUACAAUGCCAAAACCGGAGCCUACUCCUCAACUCGGUUUCAGUGACAUUUUGAAAGUUAGUAACUCGAGCCUCUUCAAGUUUUACCUGAAUCAAGUGGAAAAAGCUGUCAAACUAAGACAGAAGAACACACUAACUAUCAAAACAAAUGCGGAACUUUUGAAAAUAGUAGCCACUCAGCAAGAAUUGGCAUUGGAAGCAUGCAGGACGUGCCCUGGCAUGGAUUUACUUGACAAGGAAGAUCGUAAAGUGGUUCAGAAAUAUUUUGUGUUUUCUAAUGUUUGGAUAGAAUCAACAUGGUUAUAUAGUUUAGCGAAGGAACAUCUCGAAACUGAAAAUAAUCUGAAUUUUGACAUAAAUUUGAAGAAAUUCAUCGAGCAAGUCAAGUCAACUCUGUUAUUUUCAUUUUCUCAAUUCAAACUCAACAUCUUUGAGCUCGCAGCAUUCAAAGCAAUAUGCAUAUGGAAAUUGAUUUAUCACGAGACAAGCCGAGCCAUGAAAAUUAUUGCUCAAGAACACUAUGAUGGGGUCGCUAGUGCAUUGCGAAACUAUUACGAGACUCAUACAUCGAUGGAUCACUCGGAAAUAGCCAUUCGAAUAGGCGAGAUCACGUUGCUAGUUGUUUCAAUUUUCCAAUUGUACCAUGAUAUGGCAAAAUUAUAUGUUCAAAUUGGAAUUCCAUUUUAG
This is a messenger RNA of Caenorhabditis elegans, 1152 nucleotides long. RefSeq names its product Nuclear hormone receptor family member nhr-217 (gene nhr-217). The transcript has 7 exons. The record is from RefSeq and is marked reviewed. Gene Ontology annotation, molecular function: DNA-binding transcription factor activity; sequence-specific DNA binding; zinc ion binding. The coding region runs from base 1 to 1152 and encodes 383 amino acids. Gene Ontology annotation, cellular component: nucleus. Gene Ontology annotation, biological process: regulation of DNA-templated transcription. NCBI's taxonomy places the organism in Eukaryota, Metazoa, Nematoda, Chromadorea, Rhabditida, Rhabditidae.